Rotaria sordida is the source of this 669-nucleotide messenger RNA. Lineage: Eukaryota; Metazoa; Rotifera; Eurotatoria; Philodinida; Philodinidae. The record is from the annotation of a GenBank genome assembly.
UUAUCAGAAACCUUUCCAAUGAAAGAAGCUAGAUAAUCACAAUUAAUUAGCGUCAGCUAUCCAAAAUUUAAAAAAUUAUUUUUCGAAAGAAUCUAUUUGCUCAAAUAUACUAUAGUUUGUUUUUCCGUAUCAGGCAACUAAUAUACUUAAUUUAUUCCUAGAUGAUACGUCAUAAAAUUCUGAGAAGUUGUUGUUUUGAAAAUAUUGAUCGAAACUAAUUGAACUUGAAAAGUUCAUAAAAAUGCUAGAAAAAUAAUCAUAAUAAAUGUCCGGAUGUCUUUUAUCAAUAGCUCGAAAUAUCAAAUAUAAAAAAAAAAGAAAUUAUUUAUUUAGGCCAAGUGUUAUUUAACAUAUUUUUAAAACAACAUUAUAAUUAAUUGAAAAAUCUGAAUUUAAUGUUAAUGAAUUAUCAGUAUUAUUUGAUGAUGUUCUUAAUCCAAUUUCUGCUAAAGCUCAAAGUUUUUGGAUUUGGAUGGUUGGAUAAAUGAUUCUCAAUCAGACAGCGAAGAUGAAUCGAUAACAACAAGUUCAUAUUAUGAUAAUAAAGGUGUGUUUUAUGAUGAUAAUGGAGAAAUUUCUAAUUCUAAUUCAUGCUAUGGUGAUACAUUAAGUUAUCAAAAAUCGAAAAAAUAUAUUGAACCAACUGCUGAACAAUUAAAAAAACAGUGA